AUGACAAUGCUCAGCUAUAAAGUCAAAAUAAAAAUAAGUACUCGCAUUGCAUUUUCCUGUAAAGUUGAUGGAGGAUGGUCAGUUUGGUUAUCUUGGUCCCCUUGUUCUAGUAGCUGUGGAACUGGAGGGUUGAGAACACGUGCACGGACAUGUAACAACCCCGUGCCUUCCAAUGGCGGGAAGAAUUGUACUGGUGAUGUGUAUCAAAUGCAGAUCUGUCCUACAGUAAACUGUCCAGUGAACGGUGGUUGGAGUUCAUGGGAUGCAUGGGGGACAUGCGAUGUAACUUGUGGAAGAGGCAUACAGAUUCGUACACGAAAUUGUUCCAAUCCGACACCAGCACAUGGAGGCAUUAAAUGUCCAAAUGACUCGGCUGAAAUGAGGGCAUGCAAUGCCAGUUCUUGUGCUGUUGACGGUCUCUGGUCGGAUUGGAUGCCAUGGUCCAAAUGUUCCAAGACGUGUGAUACUGGUGUAAGAACACGGGCACGUUCUUGUGAUAACCCUGCUCCUUCUAAUGGCGGGAAAAGUUGUACUGGGGACCAAUAUGCUAUACAGACGUGUUCUCUUAUUCCGUGUCCAGUCGAUGGUAGUUGGACAGACUGGACUUCAUGGUCCACAUGCUCAGCGUCGUGUGGGGGCGGGACACAGAUACGUUCACGAAACUGUAGUAACCCUGCCCCUUCCGAUGGUGGAAACGACUGUGUUGGAAAUCAGAAUGAGGGUCGUGCUUGUUCCUCUUCAUUGUGUCCUGUUGAUGGCGGUUGGUCACAGUGGAUGAAGUGGUCCCCUUGUUCUAGUUCGUGUGGCAACGGAACAAAAACACGUGCUCGUUCGUGCACUAAUCCAACGCCAUCGCAGAGUGGAAAAGAUUGUGUUGGAAAUGCGUAUGAAAUGGAACCCUGUUCACAUAAUUGCCCUGUGAACGGUGGUUGGACCCAAUGGGCAACGUGGAGCACGUGCAGUGUAACUUGUGCAACCGGAGUAGAAACUCGUAAACGAAAUUGUUCUAAUCCGGUACCAGCACACGGGGGAACUCAGUGUCCAGGAGACUCUAUAGAAAUGAGACAAUGCAAUGCAAGUGCCUGCAGUGUUGACGGCAAUUGGACCAACUGGAUGCCGUGGUCCCCUUGUUCCAAGACGUGUGGAGGCGGCGUUAGAACACGUGCGCGUAUGUGCAGCAAUCCUGCUCCUUUGUACGGUGGUCAAGACUGUGCGGGGAGCCCAUACGAUAUGCAACCAUGUCCUGUGAAUCCGUGUCCUAUUGAUGGUAACUGGACAGAUUGGACUGCAUGGUCUACGUGUUCUACAUCAUGCGGAGGCGGGACAGAGUCAAGGUCGCGAAACUGUAGUAACCCUGCUCCUUCCGGUGGUGGAAACAAAUGUGCUGGAAAUCACCAAGAAAGUCGUACUUGUUCUCCAUUGCCUUGCCUCGUUGACGGUGGUUGGUCACAAUGGAUGCAAUGGACCACUUGCUCCAGCACAUGUGGCAACGGAACAAAGACCCGUGCUCGUGCCUGUGAUAAUCCUGCGCCAUCUAUUCAUGGGAAAGAUUGCGUUGGAGAUUCAUACGAAACAGAACCCUGUAUGAAAGUGUGUGCGGUGGACGGCGGUUGGAGCCCUUGGGGUGGGUGGCGCAAGUGUAGUGUAACUUGUGGAAUAGGUGUAGAAACUCGUACUCGAAACUGCUCAAAUCCACCGCCAGCAAACGGGGGGACUCAAUGUCCUGGGGAUCCGACAGAGGCAAGGACAUGCAAUGCAGGCGAUUGUGCUAUUGAUGGAGGAUGGUCCAAUUGGAUGGCUUGGUCCACCUGUAUGAAGUCGUGUGGAGAUAGUGUACAGUCACGUGCUCGUUUCUGUACUAAUCCCACCCCUUCUCACGGGGGAAGAGAUUGUGCUGGCAGUCAAUAUGAAAUGAAAAACUGUAAUACAGGACCAUGUCCAGUUGACGUUUGGUCUACCUGGGGAGUUUGGUCUACCUGUAGUGUAACGUGUGGACGAGGAGUCAGUACAAGAAGCCGUAAUUGUACCCACUCUACUGGAUCUACUCUAGUCACUGGACAUUCAUGCAAUGGUACUGACAAAGAAAGGAAGGAAUGUAACACCACUCAUUGUCCAUGUCAUGAUAAAUUGAGUAGCUGCGCCCAAGAUAAAGAUACUUUGUGCUCAGACACCAGUUUCCAACAUUUGUGUCAACUAUCUUGUGGAUUAUGUGUUAUUGAUGGGCAUUGGUCCACUUGGGAAGCAUGGUCCGCUUGCAGCGUCACCUGUGGGAAUUCAAGUGUGCGGCAGCGUAACCGUCAGUGUGACAAUCCCGCGCCGGUCAACGGGAAACCGUGUGAAGGCCUGCAUUCUGAGAUAACAUUCUGCAAUGUAACAUCCUGUCCUGUUGGCCCAGAUUGUCCCACUUGUGAUGUGAACUUAAACUGCAAAUGGAACGCUACAUGUGAUGAAUCCGAAACGUGUAUGAUUAGGUCGUUCUCAAAUACAGCCUUCUCUGUUCAUUGUUCGAAGAAAGUGGACUGCGAAUUCGAAAAGACAGCCUUGAAAGCGGGGGAAAUAUUUUGCUGUGAUGAUCGAAUUUGUUUGACAAAUACACUUGGCGUAUAGUAGAUUGCUUACUAUUUUCCAUUUCGACACGUUCUGAAAAUUUCUAGAAUAAUCCAGAAUAAAAAUACUCAUGUUUCUUUCAUGUAACCUCUAGAAUAACUCUAGAAUAAUGCAGAUUAAAAAUACUCAUGUUUCUUAAUACUAUUUUUGUAUUGCCUCUAUUUGC
Messenger RNA from Saccostrea echinata, 2773 nucleotides. Its product is annotated as SCO-spondin-like. NCBI's taxonomy places the organism in Eukaryota, Metazoa, Mollusca, Bivalvia, Ostreida, Ostreidae. The record is from RefSeq and is a predicted model, not a curated record. The transcript has 17 exons. Bases 1 to 2607 code for a protein of 868 amino acids.